AUGGUGGCUUAUUAUGUUGCGACAAAUGGGAAACAUCGUUCUGGACUUGAACGGUUUUUAUUAGACAACCUUUUUGAAGGAAACCCUGUUGGCUUGGACGAAAUCAAGGAUGCCACGCUCGAAGAUAUUCUUUCGUUGAUACUUAAGCAACAACCUGAAGACAGACCAUCAGCCAACAAAGCGUUGAAACACCCAUAUUUAUUUUCAGAGAAGAUAAAACUGGAAAGGCUUCGUGCUAGAAGAAGAGGACAUCGCGGAGUGUGUACUAAAUUCGAGAAAGAGUCAGUUGAAUUGUUAUCACAGCCACCACAUGAUGAUCUUGUAGAUCGUAGUGAAAUCAUCGCACAACAACUCCAAGGGAAACUAAAAAUAUUACGUGAACUCGAUGAAGAAAUACUGAACACGUGUAAUGUUAAUGAAAUACAAGGUUCAAAUAAUCAAGCGACGAUCGAAAUUGUAAACGAAGAAAAUGUAACGAGUGACAACAGUACGACGACUGUUCAAUUUAAGUCAAAUAUGCCGAAGCUUCCUAAGCUGGAGCUUCCGAAAUAUGGUGGCAAGGUUACGGAGUGGAGUUCCUUUUGGGAUCUGUAUGAUUCUACGAUUCACAGUAAUCCAAAAAUUUCGAAUGUAAAGAAAUUCAACUAUCUGAAAUCGCUUCUCGAGGGAAACGCAGCGAGGGCCAUUAAAGGUCUAACAUUAACUAAUGCCAAUUACGACUCUGCUGUAAUAAUCUUGAACGAUCGCUUCGGGAAAACCCAGCAAACCAUAGCAUCUCACAUGGAUGAAAUUUAA
Xenia sp. Carnegie-2017 is the source of this 795-nucleotide messenger RNA. RefSeq lists its product as uncharacterized. The record is from RefSeq and is a predicted model, not a curated record. Lineage: Eukaryota; Metazoa; Cnidaria; Anthozoa; Malacalcyonacea; Xeniidae. The transcript is spliced from 3 exons. Bases 1 to 795 code for a protein of 264 amino acids.